UUAGUCGCCCUGUGUUGUCCUUCCUCUCUUCAACGCGGAACUAAACUCAGGAGUGAAACAUGUCUGCUUCUGGUAGCGCUUACAAACCCGUGAGCCAUGUCAUUUUCGAUAUGGACGGACUCUUAUUAGACACAGAGCGUCUUUACACCGUGUCCUUCCAGGAAAUCUGCGACCGCUUCGGGAAGGAGUACACGUGGGACGUGAAGGCAUCGGUGAUGGGGAGAAAGGCCCUGGACGCUGCCCGAAGGAUCCGGGACGCCCUGGAGCUCCCCAUGACAGCCGAGGAGCUCAUGGCCGAGAGCCGACUAAUCCAAGACAGGAUCUUUCCCUCCGCCCAACUCAUGCCAGGUGUGGAGAAACUGGUGUGCCAUCUCCAGAAGCAUGGCAUCCCCAUCGCCGUGGCAACCAGCUCCGCCGGCGCCACCUUCCAGCUGAAGACGAGCCGGCACCAGUUUUUCGCUCGAUUCAACCACAUUGUUCUGGGCGAUGACCCUGAAGUGAAGAACAGCAAACCUCAACCCGACUCCUUCCUGGUCUGCGCCAGCAGAUUCAACCCUCCGGCUUCUCCAGCCAAGUGCUUAGUGUUCGAAGACGCCCCCAACGGCGUGAAGGCGGCGCUGGCCGCGGGGAUGCAGGCAGUUAUGAUUCCCGACGACAACCUGGACCCCGGCCUCUCCCGGGGGGCCACGCUGAGACUCGGGAGCAUGGAUGAGUUUGAGCCGCAGCUCUUUGGCCUGCCGGCGUUCGACUGAGCCAGGGUCUGGAUCCGAUCAGAGGAAACAUUGGUGGAUCAGAUGGAUCACCGGUCAAACCCCAACAUUUUCCAUGGGGACAUUGAUGUUUUUUUGUUGUUGUUGCCAAUCGGUUAAAUAAAGAUGUUUUCUGUCAGAUGAGACGUCACAACAAUGAGCAAACUCUUUCUGCUAAACUCUGGUGUGCAGGUCAUUGGGCUUUUUUUCAGAUAUUUGCCUCCUGAACAGUCAUCCUGAUAGGGGAUAGAAAAGCAAUUCCAUUCUGGUGUUCAAUAAUUCUAAAACUAGUUUGAUUCUUAUAUAUACUGUAUAUGUAUAUAGGUUUAUGCCAUGUGUAUUUCAAUCAAGAUACAUUCUUUGGCAGGACGUUCUAGAACACACACACUGUCAAUCAUAAAUCUGUCCCUAUUCCACAUUGUGUUCCGGCGGUCUUACUGUAAUACUAAAAACUGCUCCCGGAGCAGAGUCUCCCCUCAAGCUGCUACAAUAGGAUUUCAGUACACUCCCAUUUCCACUUCCCCUUCACGGGCUUUUCAUCUUCAAGGAGGGCGGGAAGUCUCUUCAACCCCCCCCUCACUCCCUCACUGAGUGGUUCCAUUUGUCUCUAUCGUGGCCUCAAACAUAGUUUAUUUGCGUCCUUGUGUUUGCCUUAAGUCUCAUCACAGAGUGAUUGCAGUGUGGAAAUGGACGACUACUAUGUUUUCAUAUAGAUUUUAAAGACGCCUCAGAUUCCAAAAAGAUUCCGUCCACAGUGUAACAACACUUUUUCAGAUGUAAAAAUGUGUCACAAAAGAAGAAAUCUAUCAAAUAUGCCAAGUGUAUUGUUUGCAAUUUUUCAUUCUUAAUUCAUUUUCAUUUAGUAUUUUUAUUUCAAUUUCAAGCAAGAUAUAGGUAACAUACAGGCGUAUUGCAUAUGAAUUCCUUCACAUUUUCAGAGAACCUACCCAUGUAUAGCAUGCAUUCUCAAUCAGCAUGCAUGUGGCCACUAUGGCUCAACAUCAAAGACCCUGAUUUUACAGAAAAAGGGUGAGAUGAAAGAAAAAAUGGAUUUGUGGAAAAAAAUGUAUCUGCAUCCAACGGUUGACGUCUUAUGUACUCAUUUUAUUGUUAUCUGAAUACAGUUCUUCCGCUUUGUUUGAUAGGUGCAACACACGCUAGACCAGCUACAACAUUCUGUAGACUAGAGAAGGACAGACUUCUUCCUUGGGGUGGGGGAAAGGUUUCAACACUUUAAAACAUUACCAUUAAAUUCUGGCCUCAAGAUGGGCUCCUCUAGCAUCAGUCAGUGGCACCUUGCUUUGAGCUAGGAUGCUAUUUGCUCCCCUUGAGUAUCAGUCAGUGGCCCCUGGAUUUUAGCUGGGACGCUAUCGGCUCCCCUCUAGCAUCAGUCAGUGACCCCUGACUUUAAGCUGGCACGCCAUCACCCCCCCCCCCCCCCCCCGAAGUGACAACAACUCACUUUCCGCCCUUACAUGCAUAUAGAGUUUUU
Gasterosteus aculeatus aculeatus (three-spined stickleback) is the source of this 2241-nucleotide messenger RNA. RefSeq names its product pseudouridine 5'-phosphatase (gene pudp). Gene Ontology annotation, molecular function: phosphatase activity. The record is from RefSeq and is a predicted model, not a curated record. Lineage: Eukaryota; Metazoa; Chordata; Actinopteri; Perciformes; Gasterosteidae.